This is a messenger RNA of Racocetra fulgida, 705 nucleotides long. The record is from the annotation of a GenBank genome assembly. Lineage: Eukaryota; Fungi; Glomeromycota; Glomeromycetes; Diversisporales; Gigasporaceae.
AUGCGGCAAGAAGGAAUUGAAGAAAUAAAACGAAAGGGAAUUAUUAUUGACAAAGAAGUAUCGCUUAAAGCUUAUCUUAAGUUCUGUAAAGGGGAGCCACCCAUUUCUGUCAAACACCAUUUGAUCGAUGGAAAAAUUGAAGCCUAUGAAAUGCCUCUUGACCAUCAUGCAUUAGUACAAGGAAAAUUAACUGGUAGGAUGGGUAAUUGGAAUUAUCGGUUGCAGGUUAUGGGUGAAAUAGAUACUAUUGUGGGUACGAAUAGUGUCUGUCAUCCUGAUAUUUGUGUUCGACCAAUAAAUCGCAGACGACCUCAACUCGCACAAGCAAUCAAUUCAACGGGAAAUCCAUAUCCAACUCUGGUGGUGGAAAUUGGAAGUACUGAAAGUUUAAACCAUCUGCAUGAUAAAGUAGCAAACUAUUUUUCUCAACGUACCACUAUUCAAAUUUAUAUUGCUAUCAAAUUGUUUCCUUUUCGCCAGGAUGGUACUUUUGCGCUUCUUGUAUUGCUUUAUCUGCGUAACAAUCCAAAUCCAACCAUACCUUCAAUUGCAAAGUCUUUCGGGACAGCCCCUCUUCACCCUAUCACACAAGCAUAUCUUCUAGAUACUUUACAUGUUCAGACCAUUUAUGGUGUCGAGUUUGGAGGGAUUCCCUGUGAUGCUGCAAACAUCCCUCAUAGAUAUUCCGACUGUAUUGCUUUUUAA